AUGAUUCUGAUUGCUCUACUUUUAACAACAACACUUUCAGUACUUUGCGAAAGUGAAAUGACAUUUUCAGAACAACACGACCUUGUGAUUGAAGGAAGUUUGUCGUGUCAACUCAUUUUGUCCAACUGUGAUUGUCAAGUAACUGGAUCUGCGACUUUUUUAAAUCUCGAUAACUCAAACGUGGGCGCACUAAACGGCGAUUUCCAAGUUGUGAAGGCACAAAACUCUUCUCUGAAGAUAACUGGAAUUAAAAACACAUUACUAUUUGGCGAUAACUCAACACAAUCACCACCAUACGUCAAAUUGAAUAUUCUCGAACUUACAAAGACAACAAUCAACAGCGUGAACUCCACACAGGAAGGGGAAGUUAUAAUUGAUAAGUGGAUUGAUCACGAUGCAAAUGAAGUGAAACACCUCGGCGAUUUCCCAAUUUUCACGAUCAAGUCCGUACAAAUCUUUUCUGGUAACUUGGCGCUCAAAACAUAUUCGUCAACGCUUACCACAGUGGAAAGCUGUGCUCCGUCGUUUUGCAAAACCGUCAAAAAUUCGUUUUUCAUCACAACCGACUCCACACAACUUGCUCUCUUCAAAAAUGAAAUAGAAUGUGUAACUUAUGGAACACCAUCCGAUAUCUACUUUGGAACAAAGAACCUCACGAGAAAUAUGUGUCCAUGUAACGAUGGGAGUGACAUUUGCGCAAUCACUUUAACGAUAUAUGGUAAAAUAUUUGACCAAACUGUGUUGCAACCAUUUCACACAAAACACAAACUCAAUAUCAUCGGAACAACAUUCUCACAACUCGAUUAUUACGAUAACAUCACUGUGUUGUCAUUAAAAGCAGGCGGAGUUAUUCAAACACUUCAGAAUAUUCAAAUUGAAGAAAUGUAUUUAAACGGCGGAGUUAUUUCAAACGAUGUUGUCAAUGUCACAACAAACAAAUUGUAUGGGAUUCAAGGACAGUUCGCGAAAAAGGUGUCGAACUGCACACUUGGAGAUGUUGUUUUUCAAUACAUGUUUUUAGCCGACUUCGAACUCAUUAAAGCAGACAAUUUCAUAUCACAACACCAAAUAAGCACUUUAGUCAAUUUUUAUAAUCUUUCAGUGACACACACUCUGUCCCUUGAAGACCCAAUUGUCGUCAAUCAACAAAACACGUUUGGAAACGUGUCGAAUGUCGAUUGCAACACUUUUGUUGUGAAAAACGUGAUGGUGUACAACAACUUUGAAAUGAUUAAGGCCAAUGCGCUGACGAUGGAAAAUACCGGAAUAUUCUAUGUUGGUGAAAUUGUAGCCGAUGAGGUUGUUAUUAACAAACACACGGGGUACGUCAUCGCCAAUGUGACUGCUCGUCUAUUGAAUAUCACCGAAUUUGAUAAACCCGUUGGGUACAGGUACAAUUUCCUCGAAUUUACUGACGCCGAUACCAUCAACGUCAACGACUCGCUCAUUUAUUUUGUGUCGUCCACGUACUUCAAAAAAGGCUAUUUCACUAACAGCGAGAUCAGACAGUUCACGAGCACAUAUGCGGAAAAGAUGACAGCAAACAAUUUGUGGUACUACGAAUCGGACUCGACGUUGAUAUCCGCAAUUGUGUUUUUCAGAGGCGAAUUGGGGCAAGUGAUUGUAACAAACACCACAGAAGUCUUUUUAGAAGUUGUCGAAAUUGAAGACCUCCAACACGAAGGCAAAGUUGUGUUAACUGAAAUUGAUACGGUUCAUGUAGGAAGUAUUAACUCUCCAUCAGACGUUGAAAUAGAGAAUACGCUCCAUGUUGAUAGUGUCAGUGCACGAGGUACAAUCAUUUUCGACAACUCAAUAAACACAACUGUCAGCGCGACAAGUUGUGUAUUUGUUGUUGGGACGUUUAGUAUUAAAAUGAAUAGUGCAACUCGAAUAACACUAAUCGAAAAGACAGUCAGCCUUCUUCUGGAAACAUUGAACAGCCCUACACUUACAUUUAUGUCCCUCAAAUGCAACUCGAGUAUCCACGUUUCACCACUUGACUAUUUACCACCAAAGUUUGUUGUUGUGAAGAUCGAGGAUAACUGUGCUGCAAGGGUGCUCAUCGACUUUAACAUUCCUUUUUAUAGUAGUGGAGCUGUUAUUUCAGGAGGAAAAAUUGCAUGUAAUCAGAUGGCAUUUACCACAGACGACUACAUCGAAGAGUUUGAAACAACAAAGAUGCCAUUUCCAACAUGGGCAUAUAAAAACAACAACAAAUGUCUUCCCAAAAAGUGUCUUUUAGGGGGUGUUGGUGGUGGAGUCUUUUUCUGUUCGAAUGGAGAAAGCUGUACCAAAAAUUGUGAUGUUGUUUUAACUGAUCAGAUUGUGUCUAUGUCUUGUGGCAUUCAAGAUAUGUACUUAUCAACAAAUGUACAGAAAAUGGUAUUAAGUGCGAGUUGUGCCGUUUCAGAUAUCUACAUUGGUGAAAAUGCGUUGACCAUAUUUACUGGAGAGAAUUACAUUAUGUGUAAUUCUUUUGAGGGUAAUGGCGGUAUUGAUGUCAACGUGCAUGCGGCUGUGAAUUGUGAAAAAGUUCAUUUGGACAGCGUGAGAUUGCGAGUGUUUGGGACAAUGAAGGGAAAGGAAUUGAACACAACGACUAUUUCAAUGACGGCGGACUCGAGAAUCGAGUAUACAACAUUAAAUGUUGAUAACAUGAAAUUGGAGAACGAGUGCGAGUACUCAACGAGCGACCCAUUGAUAUCAUGCGACAAUAUAAAUAGCGAGAAAAUUAUGUUUGAUAUUCCGGAGUGUUAUAAAACGGUUGAGAGUUUAGAGUUGAUCAUUGUGAGGAAAGGAAUACGAUUUAAUACAGAAGGAGAAGUUGUAAUCGCGUGCGAGAUGUUUGUAGUCGUAACGAAUGGGACGAAUGGAAUUGGUAAUGUGAGGUGCUCCAAAUUUGGGAUAAGCAAAUAUUGCUAUUUGGUUGGAGAAACUGUAGCUGACAGCGUGUCGUAUGAUUACACCAAAAGUACCCACACAACGUGUCCAUGUGUUAGUGAUGAAUUUUAUGGAUGUUCGUACAUCAUCGACAGUCCAAGUGUGUUAGUAAGUGGGGACAUAAAUGCGUUUGAAGUUGUUAUAAAACAGUGUAAUGUAUUGAAAGGAGACACUUUCAAUGUGAGUGUACAACUUACUGCUCAAGACAGUUUUAGUUUAGACGCAAAUACAAUUAUUGUCAAUCGAUUGUGGAUAAAUAAAGGCGUGAACAUGUCUAUGAACGGAAAUGCGGAAAUCACUUUAAUCAAUGGAUUUGGAAAAAUGACGCAAACGGGGGUUAUGAGAGUCAAGGACUUGUUCACUAUUGAGUUACACCCAGAAAAACUGAAUGGAACUAAAACGAUAAAUCCGGGCAUUUUGUACUUGGAUAACAGUCUUAUUCAGCUCGAAGAAAAGUCAAUAUUCUAUUUGAAUAAUUCCAAAGUUGUUUACACAACACAAAAAACAACACCAAUUGUGUCUUAUGGUGCGAACAUCAUUGGAAUAGUGAAAACGACUGUUGUCGAUUUUCCAGAACACACGUGCACUGUAUUUUUGGAGAUGAAGUCCAAUCCCAUAUUGUAUUUCAGUGGUGAGUUGAUAUCUCCAGAAAAUGACUAUAAAAUGGAAAGAACGUGCCAUGGCAAAACAAUCAUUUUCUGCAACUCUCCAGCGGAAGUGUAUCAGUGCCCAAGUGAGACGUGUUAUUAUGUAAAUCAAGACAAAGCCGUUGACAGUAGUGAGGGGUACAAUACCACGGAAUGCCCAUGUGGAUUCACAGACGGCAAUUUGAUAUACAGCGACAAUGGGUGUAUUAUUAGCGCACUUGGGACGCAGAGUGUAACUGGGUUAUAUGGAACAUUCAGAGACUUUAUCGUCGAAAAUGGUACUGAACUAAUCACACGAAAAGAGGUGGUUAUCACACAAUUCCAACCUAAAGCAGAGAUGUCAUUUAAAGGUGUUGGAAAGGUAACAAUAAAUGUUAAAACCGCGUUUAUGGAUAUGUUUACAAUUACAAAUGAAGUUGAAUUGAAUAUUGGUCACAUCUAUGGUAGCUGUGAGAUUACAAGCAACAACAACAUUUCUUUGGCAGAAGUAGACAAUUUUCUUAAACUCACUGUCAGUGGGUCAGAUGUGCACUUCACCAAGAGAAAUGUCAAAACUCUUGAGUUAAUAACGAGUAACAGUUCUAUUGUUUUGGACGACGGCAUUGCGUGCGAUUCGUUUAAUGUGACCACCAAUGGAUUUGUUUCUCCUUUGAUGAAUAUGCCAGAAGGAAGUACAUUUGUUUGUAGUACCUUUGAUUACAAAGGGAAUGAUAGUGGGAUGUUGUUGGAAUCCAUUCGAGAUUCAAUUCUUAUUGAAAAAUUGGUGAGUGGAUACAUUGACGAUGAAAAAUCGUUUCUGUCGACUGAGAAGAUGACACGAAGUCAUACAUACUGCAAACUGGAAGAUGGAGUGUGGAACAGUACAAAGUGCCCAUGCAGUGGUGAUAGUUGCCAUAUUAUAUUACUGAACGGUGAACAAGACGUCAUAAACAGUUUCAACGUGAAAGAAAUGAAAAUCAUUGGAGGAAAGCACCACAUGAAGGGAGAAGUGAGGAGUGAGAGUAUCUACAUCGAUGGGGAUGUCAUAUUUACAGACAUCAAAUGCAACAAUUUUACCAUGAACGAAUCCACUGACUGUGACAUCAUAUUGGAGAAGUACGAGAUAUCUAAAAUGAAGGGAAAGGCAUUUAGCGUGACGAGUAACAACGAAGGAACUAUCACACAAAUAGAAGGCAACUUGGUCAGACUUUAUAUCAAAAAUAAAAUACAAACAAAAUACGUGAAUAUAAAUAAUUUGCAUCUACAUCAAAGCCACACAAACCAAGUGAUGAUUGAUAUCGAAAAUGAAAAUGGUCUAUUCGUUGUCGACACGAGUUACAUCUACCUCUUUGAGCCAUUAGAAAACAAGUACUUUUUGAUCAAAAGUCCAGUAAUCCCCAUUCUAGACACCAUCCAUCUUUAUAAACUCAGUGAGGCAAAUUCGUUGAGUGAAGUUGAAGACAUGUACCUAACUGUGAUAUGCAAGAACUAUUUGGCUUUACUCGCGGAUGUCAAUGAUGGUGAAUGCCCAAUGGAUGACUCGAGUGAUGCAAACCAUCUGAUAUGGCUUGUCGUGAUUCCUGCAUUCUUAGUUGUCGUAUUACUUCUAUUGGCAGCCGUAUUUCUAUCAUUCAAGUUGAGGAAGUACAUCGCCAAUAAGAGGCAGUUCCAUCGACUUUUCUAG
Entamoeba invadens IP1 is the source of this 5253-nucleotide messenger RNA. RefSeq lists its product as hypothetical. Lineage: Eukaryota; Evosea; Mastigamoebida; Endamoebidae. The record is from RefSeq and is a predicted model, not a curated record. The transcript has a single exon. Bases 1 to 5253 code for a protein of 1750 amino acids.